This is a messenger RNA of Aspergillus oryzae RIB40, 1596 nucleotides long. RefSeq names its product putative lysyl-tRNA synthetase. The coding region runs from base 1 to 1596 and encodes 531 amino acids. Lineage: Eukaryota; Fungi; Ascomycota; Eurotiomycetes; Eurotiales; Aspergillaceae. The record is from RefSeq and is a predicted model, not a curated record. The transcript is spliced from 4 exons. Gene Ontology annotation, cellular component: mitochondrion; cytoplasm. Gene Ontology annotation, molecular function: lysine-tRNA ligase activity; tRNA binding; ATP binding. Gene Ontology annotation, biological process: mitochondrial lysyl-tRNA aminoacylation.
AUGGUUAAUCGGAAGUUCCUGUCGGAAGCUUGGACCACCUUCACCGCCUUCGAACGAUUUUUCUUCGGCUUUUCGCUCGUUUUGCUUUUUGAUUCCCACACACUCUCUUACCGUCCGCGAUGUGACGGACGACUUCGUAGUCUUCCACCUCGUAUCCAUUGCAAAUGCAUUCAGUUCGCCCCAGGUGGGCUUCACAGUUGGUCUCUGGGAGACUUUGGUCAAGUCGGCUCUACCUUGUUGUCUUUUGUACUUAGGUUAGUAGGUAGGAUACGUACGUAUAGACUUGCCGGAAGCAAAUUGAUCUUCUUCGAUAUCGUCCAAAAUGGCCACAAAGUCCAAGUUAUGUGCAACCUUCGUCAACUGCCCGGGAUAACCCCGGAAGCCUUUAAGAAGCUUUACCGUUUGCUCCGUCGCGGUGACGCUUUCUCUGUAACAGGUAGACCUCACCGCACCGGACGAGGAGAGCUCACGGUUGUGGCCACUGAAUUGCCCCAGCUUUUGUCUCCCUGUCUCCAUGAUGUCCCUCUGGAUGCGAAAGAGCACGAGAACUCGCCAUACCCCCGUCAUGUCCAGUUCCUCGCAGACCAAACCACGACCGAUAUUAUAAAGGCACGCUCGGCGAUCAUUCAGUAUCUGCGUCAAUUCUUCCUUGAUCGGUCUUUCAUGGAGGUCAACACUCCCAUCGUCAAUUCGAUCGCCGGUGGAGCUAUCGCUCGUCCCUUCUAUACUUCCGCGACCGAAUUUCCCGACCGCCAGCUGUCUCUCAGGAUUGCACCGGAACUGUGGCUGAAGCGCCUGGUGGUUGGUGGUUUUGAUAGGGUUUUCGAGAUUGGACCCUCGUUUCGCAAUGAAGGCAUUGACAAGACCCAUAACCCUGAGUUUACAACAUGUGAAUUCUAUCAUGCUUAUGCCAACCUGGAAGACCUUUUGUCUAUGACGGAGAGUCUACUGUCCGGCAUGGCACAACAUAUCCGCGAUACUAACAAAGACGGUACUCUGAAGCCCACCGAAGUUGACUUCUCAACGCCGUUCCGUCGUAUUGAUUUCCUCACUGGAAUUGAAGAAAAGAUCGGUCGCAAGCUCCCAGAUCUCACGUCUCCGGAUGCCGUGGCCCAAGUGAAACAACUGUUUAAGGACUUAUCACUCGAGAUUCCCGAGGCUCCAACACUCCCCCGACUUUUGGAUGAACUCUGCAGCAUCUAUGUUGAACCCGAAUGUGUAAACCCGACCUUUAUCAUCAACCCUCCCGAAUGUCUAUCGCCCUUGUCCAAAUCAUUUAUUCAUCCAGUCACUGGCCAGCGUGUUGCUGCACGGGGAGAACUAUUCAUCGAAGGAAAGGAGGUGGUGAAUACAUACGAGGAGGAAAACUCGCCGUCUGAACAAAGACGCAAGUUUGAAGACCAAGUACGCUACAGCAAGGACGCAGACGAGUCUUCAGAAAUCGACGAGAGCUACCUGGAGGCGCUGGAAUGGGGCCUUCCCGCUACAGGUGGCUGGGGAUGCGGAAUCGACCGUCUUUGCAUGCUCUUUACCGGCGCAAAGAGGAUUGCAGAUGUUUUACCUUUUGGAACCCUACGUGCCGUAACCCGGCGAUGA